Messenger RNA from Rhea pennata, 4276 nucleotides. It is a transcript of the gene PPP1R10, whose product is annotated as protein phosphatase 1 regulatory subunit 10. Lineage: Eukaryota; Metazoa; Chordata; Aves; Rheiformes; Rheidae. The record is from RefSeq and is a predicted model, not a curated record. Gene Ontology annotation, cellular component: nucleus; PTW/PP1 phosphatase complex; chromatin. Gene Ontology annotation, molecular function: protein phosphatase 1 binding; metal ion binding. Bases 1320 to 3848 code for a protein of 842 amino acids. The transcript has 21 exons.
AGGAGGAGGAGGAGGAAAAAGAAGGGCGCGGACAAAAUGGCGGCCGCGGCGCAUGCGCAGUGCGGCGGGCUCUAACUGCGUCACAACCUUCCCCCUUUUUAAAAACGUUUUCCGCUGCGGGGGAUCCCUCGGUGGUCGCCGGCGGGGCCCUCCGGUUUGGUUGGUCUUGAGAGACGGCGUCGCAUUUGCCACGAGAAAAGCCAGGGGACAAAUUCCCCCCUCCCCCUCGGUCGGUGCCUUGGAAGACCCCAAAAAAAAAAAAAAAAAGCAGCCACCAUAUUUUCGACCGUCCUUGGGAAGCCGUUUCAAACUCCUUUGUGACCUGAAGGAAACUGCCACUUAAACAUACCCCAAAAAACAAGCAAACAAAAAUCCUACCUAGCAUCAACCUGCCCUGAUCUUUUUUUUUUGAAAAAAAAAGAGCAACUUUUUUUUCGUUUCUUUAUAUUUCGACAAACCACCAGAAAGACCAAAAAAAAGAGAAAAACCUGAAAAAAGUUGCUGUAUUUUUUUAAAGCCAUGACCAAAAACAAAUCAAUUAUUUUUUUUCUUUGAUACACCACUUAUGCCAAAAUCCAAACCUUGAAGCGCUGUCGACGAGAAAAAUAAUUGGAUAGUAAGUGUUGACUUUUCAACCAACUGACAAAAAAAAAAAAACAGAAAAAAGCCCUGCUUUGUGCCAAAGAGAACUAAUGAGAGGAAGAGACCAAAACUGUGUGAUUGAGAAGGAAGUAGGCUUUGUUGCAGGUGGUUAACCCUUAAAAGCGGGGGCAUUUUGCAAAAAAAAAAAACAAAACCCAAAACCCAGAGAAAAUGGCGUAGUUCGAAGGAGCACGACGGGCUCUUAGCUAAAUCCAUCGUCUCCGGGUGUGCGAUGGGUUAAUGAGCUCCCAUGCAAAAGAUGGCGGUGACUGAGCCAUAAAGUAUCGCUUUUUUUUUUGCGUGGGAGACGAAACGUAAAGUCAAAACGCGCAAUCUGUACAUAAAGAUUGCAGGAUGGGGAAAACGCUACUGCUGGACUCGGCCGUGCCCCCCAAACCCCCCUUUUCCUCCCCAAAACAGCAGCGGAGGAGAGGGGGAGGAAAAGGGGGGGGGGCGUGCAUGGCUCCCCCCCCACCCUUCCUCCACGCGCGUCCGCGCUCAGAGCGCUUACGGGGCAGGGGAAGAGGUCGAGUGUCGCCUCGAAUUAAUUUGCCGCCUUCCGCAGCGCGUAGUCGCCGUGCGGCGCGCUAGGAAACCAAGCGAUCGGUAGGAAAAAAACAGGGAAUUGCUCCGCCAAAGGGAGGGCAGCAGCCCCAGCCCGCCGGGCGUUUCCUGCCAUGGGCUCGGGCCCCAUCGACCCCAAGGAGCUCCUCAAGGGCUUGGACUGCUUCCUGGGCCGCGAUGGCGAAGUCAAGAACACCGAGGGCAUCACCAAGAUCUUCAACCUGAUGAAGGACUCGCAGAAGAUGGUGAGUCGCUGCAUCUACCUGAACAUCCUGCUGCAAACCCGGGCGCAGGACGUCCUGGCCAAGUUCAUCCGCGUCGGGGGCUACAAGCUGCUGAACACGUGGCUCACGAGCUCCAAGGCCGCCAACAACGUGCCCUUCCUGCAGCAGAUCCUGCUCACCCUGCAGCACCUGCCCCUCACCGUGGACCACCUCAAGCAGAACAACACCGCCAAGCUGGUGAAGCAGCUGAGCAAAUCGAGCGACGACGAAGAGCUCCGGCGCCUCGCCUCCAUCCUCGUGAGCGACUGGAUGGGCGUGAUCCGCUCGCAGAGCAGCGCCCAGCCCGCAGAGCGAGAUAAAAAGAAGCGGAAAGAAGAAAACAAAAGCAAAACUCCCGUCCAGGAGAAACCCCAGGAGGCGAAAGCGGAAGCGAAAGCCGAGGAGACGCCGGAGAAGAAGCGGGAGAAGCCCAAAUCCCUGCGCACCACGGCUCCCAGCCAUGCCAAGUUUCGCUCCACCGGCCUGGAGAUGGAGACGCCCUCCCUGGCUCCCGUCAAGAAAAUCAACUCUGCUUCGACCACCGACAAAUACAGCCUGAAGCCGAUGCCCAUCAAGAGGCAAAACGCUUCGGCCCUUUCCGGCGACAACCCGCCGGCGGAGAAGAAAUACAAACCCCUCAACACCACUCCCAACGCCACCAAGGAGAUCAAAGUGAAGAUCAUCCCCCCGCAGCCGAUGGAGGGUCUGGGCUUCCUCGACGCCCUCAACUCCGCUCCCAUCCCCGGCAUCAAGAUCAAGAAGAAGAAGAAAGUUUUGUCUCCCACGGCAGCUAAGCCCAGCCCCUUCGAGGGGAAACCGGCGCCCGAAGCCAGCGCGGCCAAACCCUCCUCGCCGGAGCCGGCCGCCGCCUCGGAGCCCAUGGAGACGGACCGGCCCGGCACGCCGGUGCCGGCCGUGGAGGUGCCGGAGCCCAUGGAGACGGCCUCGGCGGAGCCGGGCGCCGACGCCAAGGCGGCCGAGAGCCCCGCCGACGGGGCGCAGCUCACCAAGAAGGGCCGCAAGAGGAAGACGGUGAGCUGGCCCGAGGAGAACAGGCUGCGCGAGUACUUCUACUUCGAGCUGGACGAGACGGAGCGAGUCAACGUCAACAAGAUCAAAGACUUCAGCGAAGCGGCCAAGCGGGAGAUGCUGAAGGACCGGGAGGCUUUCGAGGAGGCCCGGCGCCUCAGCCACGACGCCAUGGAGGAGAAGGUGCCCUGGGUCUACCCCAAGCUCCUCGACCUGCCCAGUCCCCUCGUGGUGCCGGGCAGCGGCAGCCGCGAGAAGUUCACGCAGGCCGAGCGCGAGAAGGGCAUCCUGCAGGAGCUCUUCCUCUCCAAGGAGAGCGUCCCGGACAGCCCCCACGAGCCCGACCCGGAGUCGUACGAGCCGCUGCCGCCCAAGCUGAUCCCGCUGGACGAGGACUGCUCCGCCGACGAGGCCGCCUACCCCGACGGACCCGAGCCCGGCGCCGCCUCGCCCUCGCCGGACGCCGGCGCCAAGCUGCCCCCGGUGCUGGCCAACCUCAUGGGGAGCGUGGGGGCGGGCAAGAGCCCGCAGGGCCCGGCGCCUGCCGCCGCCCUCAACGUGCAGGAGAUCCUCACCUCCAUCAUGGGAGGCCCCAACAACCACAAGGCCGAGGAGCUGCUCAAGCAGCCCGACUACUCAGACAAGAUCAAGCACCUGCUGGGCAACCUGCAGGCCCAGCCGCCGGGGCCCUCCGGAGUGCCCCACGGACUGCUGGGCCCCGGCCCCAUGGCCAACGGCUUCCCGCCCGGCCCCAAGGGCAUGCAGCACUUCCCGCCCGGGGGCCCGGGCCCCAUGCCGGGACCCCACGGAGGAGGAGGAGGAGGCGGCGGAGGGCCGGGCCUUCCUCCCGGGCCGGGCAUGCCGGGCGGCCCGAGGCUUUUGGGGCCGCCCCCGCCCCAACGCGGAGAGUUUUGGGAGCCGCCCGACGGCGGCAUGCGGGGCAGCCCCCACGGCGGCGGCGGCGGCGGCGGCGGGGGCAUGCGCGGGGGGCCCGGCGCGCCCUUCCACCGCGCCCGGGGCCGCGGCGGCGGCGGCGGCGAACCCCCUUACCGGGGCCGCGGCGGGGGGCGCAACGGGGGCCCCCCCGGCGGCGGAGGCGGCGGCGGCGGCGGCGGCAACCGGGGCGGGGCCCCUUCCGGCGGCCACGGCGGCGGCGGCGGCGGCGGGGGCCACGGCGGCGAGCACGGCAGAGGCCACCCCGGCGAGCACCCCCGGGGCCACGGCGGAGGCCACGGAGGAGACAUGUCGAACCGCCCCGUGUGCCGCCACUUCAUGCUGAAAGGCAGCUGCAGGUACGAGAACAACUGUGCCUUCUACCACCCCGGCGUCAACGGGCCGCCGCUGCCGUAGCGCCCGCCGCCGCCGCCGCCCCCGCCCUUCCUCCCCGCCGCCGCCGCCGCCUCCUCCUCCUCCUCCUCCUCCUCCCGGAGCCCCCGCUCCCGCCGCCACCGCCGCUGCCGCCACUUAUGGCUUCUGUGAGGCCUCGGCGCUGCCAUUGGCCCCCGCCCUCCCCUCCUCCCCCUGUCCAAACACACCCCGAAAAACACUCGGAACGGGCGCUGAACCCCCCCACCCCCUUAAAAAAAAAAAAAAAAAAAAAGAGCCGGGGCGCGGCUCGUUAGCGUUAACGACGGGUUCAUCGGCGAGGCGGGGGCGGCCGCAGGAGCUUCGUUCCCCUCCUCCCCCCGCCCCCGCUCCCCGCCCCGCGCGCGGGUGUCGUUGCCACGGCGGCGGCGGGUGUAGCGCACGCACAGGCGCGGUGGUGGGGUGUUGUUGUU